Messenger RNA from Striga asiatica, 438 nucleotides. Lineage: Eukaryota; Viridiplantae; Streptophyta; Magnoliopsida; Lamiales; Orobanchaceae. The record is from the annotation of a GenBank genome assembly.
AUGGGGGAGUGUCUCCGGUUGAUUGCCCAGCCCGCGUCACACCUGGCGGCCGGCGGAAAACGUGCUCCGAUCGGAAUCGAUUUAUGCCGAAUUGAUGUUUUGAGGUGGGACUCGUUCUCGAUAAAAGUGAAUGUUUCGGAUAUCCCACGGUUGAAGGAGAUAUUGCUGGCCGUGACGGAGGGUGAGUAUCUGAGGCCCGAAACUGGAUGGACGAUGUGCGAGAUCGGGGAUGAUAUUUUUCUUCUCAAGUCUCAAGGGAAUUUUUUUUUGGGGGCCCAGUGCCCCCCUGGCCCACUACAACUCUGUCACUGUGGGCGACUUCUCGGCAUAAACAUUUUAACGCUUAAGGAAAAAGUUCAGAUUGUGGUCGGGCACAAGAAAAUUAUAUUAAUAAAUCAUGAGAAUCAAGGAAGGACACUUACCACGUGGAGCAGUUGA